Molecule: messenger RNA, 1362 nt
Organism: Eruca vesicaria subsp. sativa (arugula)
Lineage: Eukaryota; Viridiplantae; Streptophyta; Magnoliopsida; Brassicales; Brassicaceae
Source: the annotation of a GenBank genome assembly
AUGAUUAGCGAUGUAGAAGCUGCGCAUAUACUUAUUGCUUUGAGUCGCUCAAAACCUAGAGUUGUUGUGAAGCCAAUAAAGAACAAGGAGGAGAAUCCACUUCCUGUUCUUGUUCCACGACAGAAGAGAAGUUCUUCUCGAGUUCCACGUCAGAUGAGAAGAAGCUUUCCUAUGGAUCCUUCUUCUUCUUCUUCAACUGCUAUAGUUGCAUAUGUGAGUCAAGAAGAUGCAUCUCCUCCUCCCUUGAGCCGCAAGAAACGUCCUAUGGAUCCUUCUUGUUCAACUGCUAUAGUGGAAUAUCUGAGUCAAGAAGAAGAUGCAUCUCCUCCCUUGAGACGCAAGAAACGUCCUAUGGAUCCUUCUUGUUCAACUGCUAUAGUGGAAUAUAUGAGUCAAGAAGAAGAUGCGUCUCCUCCCUUGAGACGCAAGAAACGUCCUAUGGAUCCUUCUUGUUCAACUGCUAUAGUGGAAUAUCUGAGUAAAGAAGAAGAUGCAUCUCCUCCUCCCUUGAGCCGCAAGAAACGUCCUAUUGAUCCUUCUUGUUCAACUGCUAUAGUGGAAUAUCUGAGUCAAGAAGAAGAUGCAUCUCCUCCCUUGAGACGCAAGAAACGUCCUUUGGAUCCUUCUUGUUCAACUGCUAUAGUGGGAUAUUUGAGUGAAGAAGAAGAUGCAUCUCCUCCCUUGAGACGCAAGAAACGUCCGCCUCUGUUUCCUCUUGUUGCAAACCAACCUAAGAAGAAGAAGGCAAAAGCAGCAGAUUCUCCGUGGAUGAAAGAGCCAACGCCUGGUUGGUUGUUGACAUUGGUGAAUGGAGAUGAGGAGGAGCUGAAGAAGAUUAUAGAGAAGGAGUUGAGUGCAACCGAUGUUAGCCGUGGUCACAACCGUCUCUCCAUGCCUUGCAGCAACAUCAUUGACUUGGGAUUCUUGAGUCUCACGGAACAAAGGCUCAUAGCUGAAGAUGAGGUGAAGAAGUUCAAGACUGGAAUCAACGCGAAACUCGUCGUGAAAUUCGUGGAUUCUGAUGAUUUAGAGGAGUUUGAUGUGAAUGUGAGGAAAUGGAGGAUGCCUAAGAAGUCAGGGAGCGCUACUUAUGUUUACAAUUUGGUCACAGGAUGGAAUAAAGUGGUUGAUGGUUGUGGUUUAGGUCAGAGUCAUAAGAUUCGACUCUGGUCUUAUCAUUCUGAUGGUGAACUAUGUUUUGCUCUUUCUCUCGCUACUCCUCGUCCUCCUCCUCCUACUAGCCAUCCUCUUCUUCUUCUUCCUCCCCCGCCUCCUAGUGAUACCGAAAAUGCCAAUACCGAGGAGAUGAGCUCUGCUUUAGUGGUCUAUGACAAGUCUAAUGAUGACUUGCAACCCAAGUGA